Branchiostoma floridae (Florida lancelet) is the source of this 3700-nucleotide messenger RNA. RefSeq lists its product as uncharacterized. The record is from RefSeq and is a predicted model, not a curated record. Bases 2142 to 3347 code for a protein of 401 amino acids. Lineage: Eukaryota; Metazoa; Chordata; Leptocardii; Amphioxiformes; Branchiostomatidae. The transcript has 4 exons.
GGGGGUAUGGGGGGACUUGGAGACAUGCCAUAAUGAUUAACAAAGUUAUGCAACAGACAUGAACAUUAAGGUGCACUCUCACUGCACUUGCGUCUAGCUUACGUCAUUGCGGGGUUCGAAAGAUACUCAACGAAUUUCAGAGAUAAAGAAAAAAUUUGUUACUUUUUUUGUAUUUUGUCGUCUUCUAACAAUCAGAGAAAAUAACAAAACAGUGACGCAAUGAACGAACCCGCAGUGACGCAAGUGCAGAGUGCACCUUUAUUUUAGGCCACAGCAAUUAAAUUCUAUGGAUUACAUCCUCUGUAGACUGCAACUCUAAUGCGAGAGCACAAAAUAAAAGAUGGGUGGAAGAAACAAACAAAAUAUAUCUAGACUUUCAAAGUUGAGACCAACAAGAAUUUGAGCUGCAGUACAUCACAGCUAAGAAGUCUUUUAUUGAAAAAAGUGUCAUCCAUGAAAUUACUUGUUGUGACCUUAGGAACACGUUCAAGUACUUUGUUCUGGAUUUGUCAGCUUAGAUGAAACAAGCAGGAAAGGAAAAAGUCAUGUCAGUCAGAAAUGAUACACUAUAUAUACAGUAUUCUCUGGCUAUCUACAAUGCAAUGGAAUUAUCUACAUGUACAAAAUAAUGAAAUUGAUAUUGUUAUAAAAGAUCUGUUUUUCAGGAAUCGUUAACCUGUAUCAAUCUAUGGAAGGUAUGCUUGAGCACAAAAGUUCACUAGGAAAAGUAUGAGAAUUACUGGUUAUGAUAUCACAUAAGGAGGUAAAACAUAUGCAUUGUUUUGAGAUUAACAUUGAAAGUAGACCAUUUUAGUAUCUUGAGAGAAGUGUUAUGGCUUUGUGCAAAGAUGCAAGAUUGAGAUUAGUUAUAUGCACAGUGAAAGAAAAAAGUAUGCAGUACUGAAGACAUACAAUAACAAAUUACUGUACUUGUUGCUACAUGUAUGCAGUGGGUUUCUAAUAUAAAUGAUACGUGCAACAUUAUCUAUUUGCCAGUUUAUGAUUACUAGUAUCUGAUUUAAAACAUUGAAGAAGAAAUUGCUAGAAUAACGUAUCUCUAGCAAGGUUUGUAGCUAUUAAAAGAUUCACGGAAAAAUUUUAUGCUGGUAUCUUAACAAAGACCAGACAUUGUGUAAAGGAGAUAUGCAAUCAUAUUAAGUAAAAAAAAAGAUGUAUCAAGAAAUUGAAAGAUAAAUAGCAAACCUGUUACAACUUCCUUCCAUGGCUUACAUGUAGAUGAGUAUUGUGUUAUCAAUUUUCAAAUUGUGUGUAUCAAUUUUUCAUUCUUGUACUAUGUACAGUACUUCUACAUGCUUUCUGACAUAACACUGGCAAUUGCUGUUGAACAAAAUUUAGCAAUGUAACUUUCUACAUUAGCUAGGUUUCUUACAUAUCGUAUUGUGGUAUCAAUAGCAAAAUCAAUGUAUUGUGAAGGCAUGAGGCCUGUUGUAGUAGCUGUACAACAUUAUACCAAAGCAUGAUUUGCAUUUGUUGGGUCAGUGAUGUAUAAAGCCAUGAUAGCAUUUUGAAUAAUGUUGAAUACAAGGAUGUCAAAAAGAUUUGUCAAAGAUUUGGCUUGUUCGUUCUAUAAAGUAACUCACUUUGUUGACCUGACCUGCCCACAGUUGUGCAAGUGAUCACUGUAAGGAAUUAAAAAGUUUGCUGGUUACUGAGGUUUUCAUUCUUGUUGAAUUAUCAUACUACGCUUUUACACUACUAGUACUAUAACGUCACACCAAUCCAAUUCCAUGGUUUCUUAUAAACUAAACAUCAAUCAUAGAAAAAACUGAAGAGGAAAAAUAUUGCUCUGAUUUUAUUCACUCCGUGAAACUACAGACUUAAAAUUCUGAUUUCACAGUUUUCUUUUGAAAUUCGAGAACCAAAUUUUGAUAUUUCUGUUGUGUCAGCUGGUUGGAUAGUACUUCUAUAGUUCUGACAAAUACAUAGGCUGAUAAACGUACAAAUUCACCUGCAGGGCACAGUUCAAAGGUCAGCAUCGUUUGCCCUUUCCCCUACUUCUAGCUUCUGGAAAACCGUCUCGGUCUCACUCUGAUUGUUUAUGGUUCUAUGAUAAGUGAACUACGCACCCAACUUUCCAGUGACGCGGACCGUAUAGAGAUUGAACCACUUGUUAUGUAAACAUGUCAGCGUCAAAUAUAACCGCCGUCCCAGGUUCUGUGGACGAUAUCACCAAACCGUGGGUUCUACAAAUGUUCAACAACAUUGACCCUGAUGUCACCAUCACUCAAGUCGACAUCACUGGACCAAUAGGAGAAGGGCUUGGCGUCAUGAGCGAUCUUGUUGCCUUGGUUACCACGGGGACCAAGAACGGUAAAGAAGAGCGGUACAGUCUGGUGGUGAAGCUGACAAGUUUCGGAUGGAUGAAGAACGUUAAACACAUGUCUGUGGAGGACUACCUCAUGUUUGAUACGGCGGAGGUCAAGUUCUACGCCGUGGCCGUCCCAGAUUUUCUAUCACUACUUAGUGUUAAAAACCCGGAGUCCGAAGUCAAACCCAAGACAGAAGGUCUUGACAAAUCUUGUAGUGAUGCCUUGCCGGUUCCUAAGUGUUACUUCACCGCGAGUGACCAGACCUCUAACAUGUCUGUCCGAGUUCUGGAGAAUCUAGCAACACGAGGAUUCUCCAUCAAGCCGUACCCGCAAACGUUAGACGUUACUGAGAUGAAGUUGACUGUAGGAGCUCUGGCCCGGAUCCACGGUCUUUCUCAUCGGCUGGAACUCCAGUCGGGAACCCCCUUACCCGACAUGUACGACUGGAUGGUUGAAACCUACACCACUAAGAAACAACAGUGGUACUCCAAGUACUAUAAGGAGGGUUUGGAGACUUUCGCAGCAGCCUUUCCUGGUAAGGAGGGUCUGAUGGAGUGUCUGAGGAAGCUGGAUGGUGUAGCGAUUGUGAGAGAGGCAGUGGAGAACCCCGCCAGACUGAAGGUGCUGUGUCAUGCUGACUGCUGGAACAACAACAUCAUGUUCAAGUACGAAGAUGGCAAAGCCGUAGACGUAAAGCUGGUGGAUUGGCAGAUGGUGUCCUACCGGCCGCCGACCUUUGACCUGGUUCUCCUCUUCAUGUACCAAACUUGGGACAUUUUCCACAACCACCGGGGCGCCAUCUUGGAAUAUUAUUACCAAGAACUACAAAGGACUUUGGGAGAAAACGAAGCCACUGGUCUACAGUUCUACACGCUGGAUCAGUUGGAGGCAGACUUCCGAGCUGACAUGAGGUUCGCCGUGUACGAACGGCUGGUGUACGGGAAAGCUCUACUCCCCAGCCAACUAACCCACCUGCUGAGGAUCGUACUGCAGUUGGAAAAGUGGGGAGUCAUCUGACGGAGAUUGUGUUGUUUGUUGUAGGAGGUUCACAGUGACAAUACUAAGUAGUCAAUCAAAGUGGCACUAAUUUCACUAAUUUCGCCCAACUAAUUUCACUAACUUCAACUAAGAGAUAGGGAGCUCUUAGAGCCAACUUAGAGCUAUUCGUAACUUAGAGCUCUGUCAGACAGUGUGUUCCUUGAUGACCAAGACUAUACUAUGGAGUUAGUUAAGCUAAGCCCUGGUGGCGCAUAGGGCGGUGCCCAUCUCUGUUUUCUUAGCCCUAGGCCACACAGCGCAAUCACUACAGCAGGGGGCUAGUCCACUGGUAGUGUGUUCAACUUCCAUACUCUUUCCCGAAUGCUGAGCGC